GUGUUUUAGUCCCUUAGGAUCAAGGUCCUCUAGGCGGGGUUGAGAGAACUCCCAGAUUGUUAAAUUCGCCAAUUCUCAUAAAGUUCUCUGCCAAAUGUCUCUGUGCUUUUGAAUCAUAGUAAAGAGAUUCAAAACAAUAUUCACGCCUUGAAAUUGCCCUUCGUUGGGAUAAUGACGUCACAGCUCUGGUCCUUAACUCCAUGGGUCGAUUCUGGCGAUACAUGGCAUAAACGCCGUGUUCCAUACACGCAAGAUGCAACAUACCUUCACACUCUCGACCUUUGGCAACCGAAGUCUGCUCAAGGUUCUUCGCUGCCGAAAGCAGACUUGUUGCCUUAUGGCAAAGGCCCUUGGGUCAUCUAUAUCCACGGCGGGGCAUGGCGAGAUCCGCUCGUCGACUCUUCGUCCUUCGAAGCAACUGCCCUCAAACUUCUAAGCGACAAAAACAAAGCCAUCGCAGGCGUCGCAUCAAUCAAUUAUCCUCUUUCAAGCCAUCCCAAUCAUCCUAUGCAUCCCGCACCACCCCGCGAUUCGUCAGAGCCUGUUGAUGUUGCUCGGCAAGCUAAGCAUCCUGAUCACAUAAUCGCUCUCCUCACGGCUAUCUCAUUUCUGCAAAAUGAUCUUGGGGUGGCUCAUGAUUAUAUCCUGUCUGGUCACAGCUGCGGUGCUACCAUGACGUUCCAGACAUUGAUGAACCCCGAUCACUGGCUAGGUACUGCAAAGGGAAUCUCGGUUCCCAAGGUGAAGAAGCCAAGAGUCAUAGCUCCUCUCAACGGACUAUACGAUCUCGCUGCCUUCAUCAACGACCCGCCAGAAUCUCACAAACAACUUCAACCACUGUAUACCGACUUCACGAAAAACGCUUUCGGCGAUGACGGGGCGGUAUGGAAGGCUGUCUGUCCUACAAGUGUCACAGACUGGAGCGCAGAGUGGCCUGAAGGCAAGGUCGUUGUAAUUGCUCAGAGCAAGGAAGACGGUCUUGUCCCGUAUGCCCAGACUGAGCUUAUGAAGGACCACCUGAGAAAGACAUCAACGCUUGAAAUUGUUGAGAUGAGAGCUAGCGGUGAUCACAACGAUCUAUGGAAACAAGCCGAUGAGAUCGUAGAUAUCAUAAAGUGCGCAGUUGGAUAUCUAACCAAGCUCUGAUUAUUCAAGGACUUUGAGAAUUACAAGUCAGUUAAAGUCAGGUAGCCAAGCUAGAAACCAAACAAGUCCAGUCAAUGCUAGAUAAUCCCAACAUUUGGCAUCUCUUUGCCAUCCUUCCACGAUGCCAUCACCUGCUUUACUUCUUCAUCCGUAAGCUUGCCUUCUUCUUUGCGUAUGUAUCCCCUAAGAUACAAUUCAAC
This is a messenger RNA of Fusarium verticillioides 7600, 1346 nucleotides long. RefSeq lists its product as hypothetical. NCBI's taxonomy places the organism in Eukaryota, Fungi, Ascomycota, Sordariomycetes, Hypocreales, Nectriaceae. The record is from RefSeq and is a predicted model, not a curated record. Gene Ontology annotation, molecular function: arylformamidase activity. The coding region runs from base 172 to 1146 and encodes 324 amino acids. The transcript has a single exon.